Molecule: messenger RNA, 503 nt
Organism: Ilex paraguariensis (yerba mate)
Lineage: Eukaryota; Viridiplantae; Streptophyta; Magnoliopsida; Aquifoliales; Aquifoliaceae
Source: the annotation of a GenBank genome assembly
CUUCAAUCUCUAUCAGCCCUCUGUAUUUUGGGCGGAAAAACCCUAAUAAGGGAUAUGGCUUCCGCGUUCAGAUCAACAGUAAUGACCGCUUCUAGGUCUUUCACUGCUCGAUCUAAUGUAAUUUCCAAAACCCUAACUCCAAAACCCAUCCCCACCUCUCCAUUCCCUUCUUCCAGAAGAACCACCAUUUGCGUAGCUUCAAGGAUUGCUUCGGUAUUGGGAAGUGUCGAGUCCAUGAUGCCACUUCACAGCGCGAUUGCCUCUGCUCGUCUCAAGUCGAGUAUUGCCGUUGAUUCCACCUGUUGGAGCUGGCUUUCUCAAGGACUUGCAAUACCAUUGUGACAAGGCUCGCUGGUUUCAUACAAGACAAUAAACGCAAAGGAUUUUUGUUCUGUAUCAAUUGGACGGCAAAGAAGUCCUUCAAGUUAUAAAAGUUUUUGACUCUGAAUUUGGAGCAUGUAGAAAAUUGUUUGAAUGCAUUAUUUGGUGUUGUUUUUUUUUCU